Molecule: messenger RNA, 1902 nt
Organism: Chlorocebus sabaeus (green monkey)
Lineage: Eukaryota; Metazoa; Chordata; Mammalia; Primates; Cercopithecidae
Gene: TMIE
Product: transmembrane inner ear
Biological process (GO): sensory perception of sound; inner ear morphogenesis
Source: RefSeq, a predicted model, not a curated record
GAAGGUGAGGGCAGGGAUGGGGAGCCUGCAGCCCGAUCUCCCGGGAGGGAGGGGGCGGGCCCUCCACCGAAGCGAUGGCUGGGGCGGGAGGCGCGGGAACCUGACACCGAGGAUGAAUAAAUGAUGCUCGCUCACUACCCGUGGCCAAAGCUGGCGGCCGCCAAGCGCCGACUGGCAGGGGCAGUGACCGGCGGCCGGCCCGUUCGUCCCUGGGUUCCGCAAGCGGCGCGGUGGCACGAAGAUGGCGGGGCAGCCGGGCGCGGGGACCCUCUGGGUGCUGGGCGGUGCCGCACUCGGGGUGUGCCUCGCGGGGGUUGCCGGACAGCUGGUGGAGCCCAGCACGGCCCCGCCCAAGCCCAAGCCGCCCCCGCUGACCAAGGAGACAGUGGUAUUCUGGGACAUGCGCCUGUGGCAUGUGGUGGGCAUCUUUUCACUGUUCGUGUUGUCCAUCAUCAUCACCCUGUGCUGUGUCUUCAACUGUCGUGUGCCACGGACCCGGAAGGAGAUUGAAGCCCGGUACCUGCAGCGAAAGGCAGCCAAGAUGUACACAGACAAGCUGGAGACUGUGCCACCCCUCAAUGAGCUCACAGAAGUCCCAGGAGAGGAUAAGAAGAAGAAGAAGAAGAAGGACAGUGUGGACACAGUGGCCAUCAAGGUAGAGGAGGAUGAGAAGAAUGAGGCCAAGAAGAAGAAAGGAGAGAAAUGAAGACAUCCUGGACAGCUUGGGCGGCAGGCCCUGGAGCUCAAGCCAUGGCCAGGGUCCAGGAAUGUUGGACUCUGAGCUCAUGUGGGGACCACAGAAGCUGUGGUCAUAGAGGGAAGCUGAGGCCCGUGGCUACAUCCUCAUGGCCCCUCAGGGGCAGGAACCAGACAAUCUAGUAGGUGUCCUGCUCCCCAGCCCAGACUUGGCUCCUUUCGCCCCAUCCACAUGGGUACUGCCUCAGCAGAGCUGGUAUGGUGCCACUGUCCCUCUGGAGAUACACUGCUCUCCCCACCCAGACCUGCCUCUCUCCCACCCUUUCUGCCAGGGAUGGCGGUGGCUGUGAAGGAGUAACAGGAUAAGGGGUUACUUUAGCCACCCUUUCUGGCGCGAAAUGGCUGAAGUGCAUGGGUCAGGGUGUGAGGCCACACCCAGACUGGCCAUGAGGAGGCAGAGAGGGUCACUGGGGGACAUUGUGGCAGCAGGAGGGACUCUGUCUGGCCAGGGAGGAGCCCCGAUGGUGAGGAGACUUCCGCAUGCCUGGCAGGGAUCCAGCCCAAGGGAGUGAGUAGAGGUGGCUUCAGAAAUGGAACCCCCAGCCCAGCAGAUACCAAGCUCAAGGCAAUGGGCGACCGUUGUUUCACACGUUGUGAUGAAGCUGAGGCUGCUGCCAGGCCCGGCAUGAGGCCCAGAGGCUCAAGCUUGGGGCUGUGGGCUGCAGGGCUGGGUCAGGGGUACACAGAGCUAAGGUUGGUGGGCUAGAGGGUGCAGGAAAGAAAGCUGGGGUCUGGGCCCCUCUUGGGAAUCAGAGUAUAUUUAAGAAGCCAAGGGGGACCUCGGGCUGUUUUGGUAGCCCCUUCUAUGCCCAGCUGUUCUGAGAGGUCCCAGGGCCCUAGGAGAUCACAGCAGCGCCUUCCACCUGCUGACCAUAACAGUGCCAGCUUCUUUGCAGCUUCCUCUUCUACUAUUUCCCACUACGAGCACCUAAAAGAAGCAUCUCUGACCAGAAGACAAAGGCCCAAAUAGCACCUGGGGGAGGGAAGAUGCACAGAGGUGCUUCCAGAUGGCAUCGAACAGACUACGGCUCUGAAACCUAGGCCUGAACACUAACGUCUCGAGACACCAGAGGUUCCUGAGCCAGAGGAGCCUGCUGGAAAAGCAGCCUGCAGAGAUUUGUGAAUAAAGCUGAGUGCCUCCUCAGA